AUGCUAAAACAAUCACAAGAUCCUCACAACAAAAGGAGAAAGUUAAUGAACAAGAAUAAAAAUGCUACAUCCAAAGAAGGAGAAGUAGAAGCAGAAACCUCAACAGAAGAUAUGAAUGUUGUAACUGAAGAGGUGAAAGAUAAUCAUCGCGAUUACAAGGAAAAUAAAGUUGAUCCCACUGAUUUGGAAUCAAUCGAUGAAAAUGACAUAAAGAAUCAACAACUUGUAGAAAUUGUUGAUGAUGACGAAAUCGAAAUUAUCGAAAAACCACAGGUCCCUGAAGAAAAUUUAAAAAACAGCGCUGGUGAUAUAAAAAAGCCUAAUGAAGAAAACAAAAGUUUAACCGAAUACAAAUGUCCUAUAUGCUUUGAACCGCCCUCAGCUGCUGUUAUUACAAUAUGUGGACAUGUUUUCUGUACGGAAUGUUUGUUUCAAAUGCUUAAUAGUUCAAGGACACAUAGAAAACCCGGUGUUUGUGCGUUAUGUAGGACGCAGGUUCCUUUAAAUAAAUUUAAACUAAUUAUAAUGAGAAAAAGAACAAUUAAAAAAAAAAUUACUAAAUCCUCUAUAGGAGACGAAAAUUGA
Molecule: messenger RNA, 585 nt
Organism: Saccharomycodes ludwigii
Lineage: Eukaryota; Fungi; Ascomycota; Saccharomycetes; Saccharomycodales; Saccharomycodaceae
Gene: SLX8
Product: SUMO-targeted ubiquitin ligase complex subunit SLX8
Exons: 1
Coding region: 1-585 (194 amino acids)
Molecular function (GO): metal ion binding; ubiquitin protein ligase activity
Source: RefSeq, a predicted model, not a curated record